Triplophysa dalaica is the source of this 1350-nucleotide messenger RNA. It is a transcript of the gene drd3, whose product is annotated as dopamine receptor D3. Gene Ontology annotation, cellular component: membrane. NCBI's taxonomy places the organism in Eukaryota, Metazoa, Chordata, Actinopteri, Cypriniformes, Nemacheilidae. The transcript has 7 exons. The coding region runs from base 1 to 1350 and encodes 449 amino acids. Gene Ontology annotation, molecular function: dopamine neurotransmitter receptor activity, coupled via Gi/Go; G protein-coupled receptor activity. Gene Ontology annotation, biological process: adenylate cyclase-activating adrenergic receptor signaling pathway. The record is from RefSeq and is a predicted model, not a curated record.
AUGGUAUUGUUUAACAGCAGUGAGUGGCUCUGGAAUGACUCCGUAGACCAUUCUCUCAUCCAGGCAAACUCUAGCUUGACACUGGACAAAGAAGCGAAGAGGAAUUACUAUGCCAUGCUGUACUCCCUUAUUAUUCUGGCUAUUGUGUUUGGCAACGUUCUAGUUUGUAUGGCUGUGGUCCGAGAGCGGUCUCUCCAGACCACCACCAACUACCUGGUGGUUAGCUUGGCAGUAGCUGAUCUUCUGGUUGCCUCUCUGGUCAUGCCCUGGGCAGUCUAUUUAGAAGUGAUGGGCGGAGCUUGGCUCUUCAGUCGCUUAUACUGUAAUGUGUUUGUAACCCUUGAUGUGAUGAUGUGCACAGCCAGCAUCCUCAACCUGUGUGCCAUUAGCAUUGACAGGUACACGGCCGUGGUGAUGCCUGUGCUAUACAACACCACCCACAGCUCUCGAAAAAGAGUUUCAAUGAUGAUAGCGACAGUUUGGGUCCUGGCCUUCGCAGUCUCCUGCCCUCUACUGUUUGGAUUCAACACAACAGAUGAUCCUACUGUGUGCUCGAUUUCAAAUCCUAAUUUUGUGAUCUACUCCUCCGUGGUGUCAUUCUACCUGCCUUUCAUGGUGACCCUUUUGGUGUACGUGCGCAUCUACAUCUUCCUCAAAAGGAGAAGGAAGAGAAUUGCCUUCCGUCACGGAAGCGGCAAAGUUCGGCCAGCAUCCAUGCCACUAGUGGAGACGUGUUUACGAGACGUCAUUCAUAAAGAAAAAAGAGAUCUUUCCCCAAUCAAGAUCAACGUGAUAAGUGAAAAAACAGAACAGGUGACUCGUCCCCGCCUCCUCGGCAGCUGCCUGUGGCGCAAGCGGCCUCAAACCGCCCCUGCCGAGAACUCACUGCUUCCCCCGGUGGUCAUGUUGAACUAUUGCAGCAUGAGCCAAGCGUCUUUUGCUCGCACAGAUCAAGAUGGAAAUCGUGGGCAAGAGGAGGCCGGUGAGGGGGAACAGGUGAGGUGUGAGGUGCAGAAGUUGUCAAACGGGUGCACACACACCACCCUGCCUGCAUCGCGGCCUGCUCGUGUCAUACUGUACCCCAGUCAGAUCCGCUGUAGGACUAUGCACUCCAAGGAAAAGAAAGCCACGCAGAUGUUGGCCAUCGUUCUAGGGGUCUUUCUUAUUUGCUGGCUGCCGUUCUUUGUGACUCACAUCCUCAACACUCACUGUAGUUCAUGUCGUGUUCCACCUGAGCUCUAUAGCGCCUUUACCUGGUUGGGCUACGUCAACAGUGCUCUCAAUCCAGUCAUCUACACCACCUUCAACAUCGAAUUCCGCAGAGCAUUCAUUAAAAUCCUGAGCUGCUAA